This is a messenger RNA of Rhinichthys klamathensis goyatoka, 2534 nucleotides long. It is a transcript of the gene capn3a, whose product is annotated as calpain 3a, (p94). The transcript has 21 exons. Gene Ontology annotation, molecular function: calcium-dependent cysteine-type endopeptidase activity; calcium ion binding. Bases 124 to 2301 code for a protein of 725 amino acids. Gene Ontology annotation, biological process: negative regulation of apoptotic process; proteolysis. The record is from RefSeq and is a predicted model, not a curated record. Gene Ontology annotation, cellular component: cytoplasm. Lineage: Eukaryota; Metazoa; Chordata; Actinopteri; Cypriniformes; Leuciscidae.
AGAGCCAAUCAGACGUCAGCUGUUUAAAUUUAUGCCAGGGAUUUUUGGCUUGUAAGACUUAAGUUGUGGUGGCAAAAGCCAGUGUUUUCAAUCCCUAAAAAAACACUGUCCCAGUGAGACACGAUGCCCUACACGCCGUCUGGGUUCUUUUGCGACCGGUUAAUCCGGGAGAGAGAGAGAAGGGAUGGCGAAGGCUCCCUGAGCAAACCUCUCCGUUUCAGCGACCAGGACUACAACCUCCUCAAGCAGGAGUAUCUCCAGAAAAAGACCCUUUUUGAGGAUGAAACCUUCCCUGCCACUGUGGACUCCCUUGGCUAUAAAGAGCUGGGCCACAAGUCUAACAAAGUCAAGAACAUCGUCUGGAAGCGUCCCAAGGAGAUAUGUGAAAACCCAGAGUUCAUUGUCGGAGACGCUAGCAGGACAGAUAUCUGCCAGGGAGACCUGGGAGACUGCUGGUUGCUUGCUGCCAUUGCAUGUCUGACUCUGAACGACAAGCUGCUAUAUCGUGUUAUACCUCAAGAGCAGAGCUUCUCUGAAGGCUAUGCUGGAAUUUUCCAUUUCCAGUUCUGGCGUUAUGGUGACUGGGUGGAUGUUGUUGUUGAUGACCGCAUUCCCACCUUCAACAACCAGCUGGUGUUCACCAAGUCCGCUGAAAGGAAUGAAUUCUGGAGUGCUCUUCUGGAAAAAGCUUAUGCUAAACUUCAUGGCUCCUAUGAGGCUCUUAAGGGUGGAAACACUGCAGAGGGAAUGGAAGACUUCACCGGUGGAGUGACUGAAUUCUAUGAGAUGAAGGAGGCACCUAAACAGCUGUUCAAGAUCAUGAAGAAAGCUCUGGCGAGAGGCUCCCUCAUGGGCUGCUCCAUUGAUUCCCUGGUCCCAGCGCGCUUUGAAACUCGUACCACUACAGGUCUUGUGAAGGGACAUGCCUACUCUGUUACCGCUGUAGAGGAGUGUAAACAGUCCCAGCAGAAGGAGUCUAAAAUAUGUCUGGUGCGUCUGCGUAACCCCUGGGGUCAGGUAGAAUGGAACGGACCUUGGAGCGAUAAUUCAAAAGAGUGGGAAACCAUCUCUAAAGCUGAAAAAGAGAAACUCCAGCAUCAGAAUGCUGAAGAUGGAGAAUUCUGGAUGUCAUUUGAGGAUUUUAAGAAAAAUUACACAAAAAUAGAGAUUUGCAACCUGACCCCUGAUGCUCUGGAGGAUGAUAAGCUACACAAAUGGACGGUGUCUGUUAAUGAGGGACGCUGGAUAAGAGGCUGCUCUGCUGGAGGAUGCAGGAAUUAUCCAGACACAUUCUGGACAAAUCCACAAUACCGUCUGCGUCUUCUGGAGGAAGAUGAUGACCCAGAGGAUGAUGAAGUAGCAUGCACUUUUGUUGUUGCUCUAAUGCAGAAAAACAGACGUAGAGAACGCAAGUUGGGUGCAAAUCUCUUCACUAUUGGAUUUUCCAUCUAUGAGGUGCCAAAGGAGAUGCACGGAAACAAGCAGCACAUGCAGAAGGAGUUCUUCACGUCUAACUCCUCUAAGGCCCGUUCCAGGGCGUACAUUAACCUGCGAGAGGUGACCCAGCGUUUCCGCCUGAGUCCAGGGGAGUAUGUCAUCGUUCCCUCCACAUACGAGCCCCACCUGGAAGGCGAUUUCAUCCUCCGUGUCUUCUCUGAAAGGAGAAAUACCUCUGAGGAGAUAGAGAACAGGAUUGAAGCUGAUCAUCCAGUGCCGGCUCCAGCUUCAACUGGGGAAGAGAGUGAGGAGGACCAGCAGUUCCUGUCCAUUUUCCAGCAGAUCGCGGGGGACGUGAGUACUGGGGAGCCACUGAGCGCUGGGGGGAGUCAAAUGGAGAUCUCAGCCAAUGAACUCAAAGAUGUAUUGAACAAGGUGGUGUCUAAAUACAAAGACAUACACGCUGAGUGCUUCAGUCGAGAGAACUGUAGAAGCAUGAUCGCCCUCAUGGAUAUGGAUGGAACAGGAAGACUUAAUCUACAAGAGUUUAGACACUUGUGGAACAAAAUCAAACAGUGGCAGGGAAUCUUUAAGCGCUAUGACUUUGAUCAUAUUGGCACUAUCAGCAGCUAUGAGAUGAGAAACGCCAUCAAUGAUGCAGGGUUCCGUCUGAAUAACCAGCUGUAUGACAUCGUCACCAUGCGCUACGCCAAUGAUAACAUGAACGUCGACUUUGACAGUUUUGUCAGCUGUCUUGUACGACUGGAGGGGAUGUUCAGAGCGUUCCAGGCCUUUGAUCGAGGUGGAGACGGCACCAUCAGACUUAAUGUACUGGAGUGGCUCCAGCUAACCAUGUAUGCCUAGACCUACGGAUCCAGGCGAGCCCAGACUCGGCAAGGACCAGAACUACCAGCUUUUACCUCAACACUCAAUGUGCCAGACUACUGUUACCUCUUUCUCUGUACCUCAGCCCACAUCGAACACCAGCUCGAGAAACUUUACACGAUUACUUCAAUUUUAUUAGGGAUUGCCAUGAUGGGUGAAAUGAGUAAUAGUGUUAUAGACCGAUGUCACUUUUUUAGUCAGACUGCGGAGGA